GGAUGUGGAAUGCUGAUGUGUGAUACCGGCUUCCGGCCUUCCAGUCAUCCAUCCACAGGGGAGAGAAGGUUUCCAUCAUGCCGUACUACCGAGCCUGGGAGGAGUUCACCCGGGCCGCCGAGAAGCUCUACCAGGCCGAUCCCAUGAAGGUUCGAGUGGUGCUAAAGUACAGACACUGCGAUGGCAGCUUGCGUAUAAAAGUCACAGAUGACGUUGUGUGUUUGCUGUACAGCACAGACCAGGCUCAAGACGUAAAGAAGAUCGAGAAAUUCCACAGUCAGCUGAUGCGGCUCAUGGUUGCCAGGGAAUCCCGCAGUGCCGCCAUGGAAACAGACUGAGUGUCCGGAUAGGACAAUCCUGACCGUACAGAUAUUAUUUUUUUUUUUUUCUUUUAUGUCCAUCAAGACAGAGAAAUGACUUUAAUAGAAAAAGGAGCCG
Molecule: messenger RNA, 438 nt
Organism: Nanorana parkeri
Lineage: Eukaryota; Metazoa; Chordata; Amphibia; Anura; Dicroglossidae
Gene: SRP9
Product: signal recognition particle 9
Exons: 3
Coding region: 78-338 (86 amino acids)
Biological process (GO): SRP-dependent cotranslational protein targeting to membrane; negative regulation of translational elongation
Cellular component (GO): signal recognition particle, endoplasmic reticulum targeting
Molecular function (GO): 7S RNA binding
Source: RefSeq, a predicted model, not a curated record